AUGAAAGAGUACGAUUAUUUGUUUAAGAUAAUAGUUAUUGGAGACAGUGGCACCGGCAAAUCGUCUCUUCUGCUACGUUUUGCGGAUAACACCUACAGUGAGUCGUAUAUGAGCACGAUUGGUGUUGAUUUUAAGAUUAAAACUGUCAAGAUAGAUAACACUACCAUCAAGCUACAGAUCUGGGAUACUGCCGGCCAAGAACGCUUUAGAACCAUCACCUCUACCUACUAUAGGGGUGCUCACGGGAUUAUUUGUGUUUAUGAUGUAACAAAUAAACUAUCGUUCGAUCACAUAACUCAAACAUGGUUACAGGACAUAGAUAAAUAUGCGACCUCGAACGUUUGUAAAUUAUUAAUCGGAAACAAAAUUGAUCUAGCUGAAAAUCGUGUAGUUUCUACCGAGGAGGCCAAGCAUGUUGCUGAGCAGAAUAAUAUGAAUUAUAUCGAGGCUUCUGCCAAGACUGACAGCAACGUUGAGAAGGCGUUCAUUACCAUUGCCAAGGCUCUUAAGGACAGAGUCACUCAGUACCCCUCCAACAACGCCCCUUCUACAGUGAAUCUUAACACUAGCGCCAAAAUUUCCACUAACCGCAAUGUUUCGGAAACGUGUCAAGACACUCCUCUUUUUGGAAAAAUGAAACUUCCGUCCGGUAAAUGUAUGUAA
Molecule: messenger RNA, 663 nt
Organism: Theileria orientalis strain Shintoku
Lineage: Eukaryota; Apicomplexa; Aconoidasida; Piroplasmida; Theileriidae
Product: Ras-related protein Rab-1
Exons: 5
Coding region: 1-663 (220 amino acids)
Biological process (GO): protein secretion; regulation of exocytosis
Molecular function (GO): GTP binding; GTPase activity
Source: RefSeq, a predicted model, not a curated record